Molecule: messenger RNA, 2450 nt
Organism: Passer montanus (Eurasian tree sparrow)
Lineage: Eukaryota; Metazoa; Chordata; Aves; Passeriformes; Passeridae
Gene: SIRT4
Product: sirtuin 4
Exons: 6
Coding region: 69-1016 (315 amino acids)
Molecular function (GO): NAD+ binding; NAD-dependent protein lysine deacetylase activity
Source: RefSeq, a predicted model, not a curated record
UUCCCAGAGGGCUGCCUCGGCUCGGCCGGCGCUGUCCUUCCGCGGCCGGCAGCCCAUGGCAGCUGAACAUGUUCUCUGCCAGGAAGUGGUGUGGCGUUUUCGGAGCUGUCAAACUGCAUCAUUUCAGAUCCCGUUCUGUAUCCAGAGCCUCUCCAAACCUGACUUUCGUGCCAGCCUGUCUUCCCCCAGAUCCCGCAGAAGUGGAGGAGCUGCAGCGCUUUGUUUCUAACUCCAAGAGGCUGUUUGUGAUGACUGGAGCUGGAAUCUCCACGGAGUCAGGGAUCCCCGAUUACCGCUCCGAGGGCGUGGGGCUCUACGCCAGGACAGACAGACGGCCCAUGCAGCACGCUGAGUUCGUCCGCAGCGCCAGUGCCCGGCAGCGCUACUGGGCAAGGAACUUCGUGGGCUGGCCCCAGUUCUCCUCCCACCAGCCAAACAAGGCUCACCUGGUGCUGAGAGACUGGGAGAAGCUGGGCAAGCUGCACUGGCUGGUGACCCAGAACGUGGAUGCCCUUCACACCAAAGCCGGGAGCCAGCGCAUGACGGAGCUGCACGGCUGCAUACACAGGGUCUUCUGCUUGGCCUGUGGAGACCAAAUCUUGCGUGCUGAGCUCCAGAAGCACUUUGAAGCUCUGAAUCCUACUUGGAAAGCUGAAGCAUUUGGGGUGGCUCCGGAUGGGGAUGUCUUCCUGACGGACGAGCAGGUGCGCAAUUUCCAAGUGCCAGCCUGCCAAAAGUGUGGUGGAAUCCUGAAGCCUGAUGUGACCUUCUUUGGAGACACAGUGAGCCAGGAAAAAGUCAGUUUUGUACACCAACGCCUGGCAGAAUCAGACUCCAUGCUGAUAGCAGGAUCCUCUAUGCAGGUGUACUCUGGUUACAGGUUUGCCCUUGCUGCCCGGGAGAAGAAGCUGCCAAUUGCAGUCCUUAACAUUGGGCCCACCAGGUUGGAUCACUUUGCAUCCUUAAAGCUGAAUUCCCGCUGUGGAGAGCUGCUGCCUUUGAUUGUUUGCACAUGACCCAACCAGCUGAGCUUCAGUAGCUGUCAGGAUUAAAGUUACUUUUACAAGGACUCAUCUCAGAAAGGGGAAAACUCCAAUGCAAGAGGCAGCUGCGAGAUGCAGUGCACAGCCGCUGAGGGCACCAGGAGAGGGCAGCAAGCCUCACGCGUGUCAGCCUCACCAGUUCUCUCCAUUGAAACCACGUAUCAGGAAGCAGAAUGAGGAUGGAAAAAAAGUACUUUUCUGCCUUAGCUUGCCGUUAAACAGUGCCUUUUCAUUCACUGCGACAGGAUAAUUGGACUACCAUGUCUGAGGACAAAAUACCUUUCUUUUAAUUAUCCCAGAGGAGAAGGGUGGGAUGGGGAUUUUGACCAGGUAAUUUGAGGCUGGAGCACAGGAGGGCGGUGUGGGACACUGCUGGGGGAUCCAGUGUCACUGGUGGGAUACUGUAGAGUGUGCAAAGAGGAAAAGGAGGCACGAGGAACUGCAAUGGUCACUUAAAAGAAAAAAGGUUCAAAAUAGAAGCUGAACAAGAACACUGCUCUUGUAACAGGUUAUUUGGAAGGACAGGCUAUAAGGUUGACAUCUUCCAGCAAGGAGGGGAAGUCAGCAUUUCUCUCAACUGUUGGUUGACAAGCUAAACUGCUUCCUAUCCAACCCUUUAAAAAUUAAACAUUGUUGAGAUGCCACAGGAGUUACUUGAAGCUAAUCUGACCAGCACUACUUUCAGUGAGGCCACUACAUUUUCCAGAAUGCAUUUUUGAAGAUGUUAUUUACUUCAUUAAUAGCUAAGGAAUCAAUUAAAAUUGUUUAGAAGAUUGAGACUAUUUGCAUUGUAAUUUUCUCUCCCUCCCAUGAUUUAAGCACAUUCUCAAUAGCCAGUUUAGAGUCUUUUUUUCUUCCAUUGCAAAAAUGCAGUUUGUAAUUACUAGCAGUUGAUGAAUUAAGAGAGAAAUGAAAUUAAACCUGUACAAUAGGUCUCCCUCAGGAGGUAAUCUCUGUUGAAAGGUGCAAUUUCCACACUCCUAACAGGAGAUCCAUCACUACUGGGUAGUGAUUUUUUGUUGAUCCUUAGGAUGGUAUUGUAAGCUCCAUCAAACUGUUCACAGAGUAAAGUACAGAACCUGGCACAAACUAGAACACUAAUUUUUUGACCUGACCUUCUUCAUGAAACUACCACUCCCCACUUCUAGCUCUGAGGGAUUUAAUUGUUGGGGUUUUCCAAGUGCUCCCUCCUACUCCAAGUAACAUGUCCUGGACUAAUAUUUUGACAAGAACUGAAACACGCAGUUGGAAACAAGGACGGCAGAGUCAUCUGCUUGCUAAAAGCUGUUCCUCCUGAAGCUUGGAUAGAGGAGCUGAGAGUCCCAUAUAAUGGAUUUUUCUUCUGCUCCUCUGAAAGUGGAGUUGGAGUUACCCAAAGCAAAUAAAAGUUACUUCCUAUUUGGCAAA